AUGAUACGUCGUCUUCCGGAAAAUGUUGUCAAUCGUAUCGCAGCUGGAGAAGUAAUCGUACGGGCAGCAAAUGUCAUUAAAGAAUUGAUUGAGAAUGCACUAGAUGCAGGAGCUACGGAAAUCAUUAUUACAGCUAAAAAUGGUGGUCUCGACUUAUUGAAAGUACAGGAUAAUGGAAAAGGAAUUGCUAAAAAUGAUUUAGCAAUUGUUUGUGAACGUUUUACAACAUCGAAGCUAGAGAAAUACGAAGAUUUAGAAUGUAUGAGCACAUUUGGAUUUCGUGGUGAAGCACUAGCGUCCAUAAGUCACGUAGCUAAAGUGACAAUUAUUUCGAAAACAUCGGAUUCACCUUGUGCUUAUGUUGGUCGUUAUACAGAUAGCAAGCUGCAAGGCGACAUAAAACCAUCCGCUGGACUUGAUGGUACGUCAGUAACUGCCGAAGAUCUAUUUUACAAUUGUCCAUCACGUCGUCGUUCACUUAAAUAUCCUGCUGAUGAAAUGAAUCGUAUUGCUGAUAUUGUUGUACGAUAUGCUAUUCAUAACCCUUCCGUAUCAUUUACAUUACGACGUUGUGGUAGUGGAAGUGAUUUUCGAACAGCUGGUACGAAUAAUCUUUGUGAAACGAUAUCUUCAUUACUCGGUGGAAAAUUUUCCAAAGAUCUCAUUUUGUUAAAUCAUAGCGAUUCAGCAUUAUAUUUCACUCUAAAAGGUUGUUUUGUACGACCAACUGCUUCAUGUACCGCUGAAACUCUUCAAAAUCGGCAGAAUUGUCAGAAAGUUUUUUAUUUAUUUAUCAAUGGUCGUAGUGUUGAAUGUCAGGCGCUUAAGCAAGCACUGGACGUUGUUUUUGGUGCUCAAAAUACUAUGUCACCAUUUGUUAUGAUUUCGUUGCAAAUUGAACCGAGGCGUGUUGAUGUUAAUGUACAUCCGACAAAAUCUGUUGUUUAUUUUUUGGAACAAGACAGCAUCAUCAGUUCUAUUCAAGAUUAUGUGGAAAAUUUGAUUCUAAAUUUGGCUGGCAGUUGUGAUGUACACCCGAAAUUUCCAUUAAUGGUCGAUAAUACUGAUAACAGUUCAUCAAAAUCUGAUACGAUGAUUACUUCAAGUACAAAAAAAAAGAAGCUAAUGAUGCUUGUCCCAGAAUCGCUUGGUGGACCGCCAUCUUCUUCCAACGCUAAGUCACCAAAAGUUUACCCGCAUCAGCUGGUACGAACUGAUGCGAAGGAGAGACGCUUAGAAGAAUUUGUAGCUAGUCAGUCGCAAAUUGUAUCGCCUUCGCAUCCAGCAAAUGAUGUCACUUCAAGCGCACAGUUGUCAGAUGGUGGUGAAUGGCGCAAAUUUGAAUUUGAAUCACUACAAAAUAUGAAAAAAGCACUUUGUACAACGGCUUCUGUCAGUUUACGUUCAUUAUUCAAGGAGCACAUAUAUAUUGGAGCUGUGAAUAUCGAUCAGGUUCUCAUACAACAUUCAACGUCAAUUUACUUAGUGGAUGCUCAAGAUUGUUUGCGGAAUUUCUUUUAUCAGAUUCUUGUCCUUUCGUUCGGUAAUUUUGGAUCAUAUAAACUAAGUGAAUGCGCACCACUAGCUGAGCUGUUAUAUAUUGCUGAUAGUAGCUUAUCCUCUGCAGAAGUUCAACAAAAAGCAGCUAUUGUAAUUGAAAAUCGCGAAAUGUUGGAUGAUUAUUUCUGUUUGUCCAUUACGGAGAAUGGAAAUCUUAGUUCGAUCCCAUCUUUAGUUGAUGGAUUUAUUCCGCAAUUGGAAUCUCUUCCGCAAUUAAUAUUAACAUUAGCAAAUGACAUUAUAUGGGAUGAUGAGCAAACUUGUUUCGAGCAAGUUUGUUGGGCACUGUCGGAAUUCUUCUGCCUUAAAAAGGAGUUUUGCGAUGGGGAAACAAUUUCGGGUUUGUGUAAAGAAAAGUUGUCUUGGAAGAAUGUCUAUCAGGAUAUCCUAUUUCCAGCAUUAAAAAUCAAUUUUUUACCGCCACAGAAGUUAACAUCCUCACUACGUCGAAUUGCUGAUUUGCAUGAUUUGUACAAAGUUUUCGAAAGAUGCUAG
Molecule: messenger RNA, 2055 nt
Organism: Brugia malayi
Lineage: Eukaryota; Metazoa; Nematoda; Chromadorea; Rhabditida; Onchocercidae
Gene: Bma-mlh-1
Product: DNA mismatch repair protein MutL containing protein
Exons: 12
Coding region: 1-2055 (684 amino acids)
Biological process (GO): mismatch repair
Cellular component (GO): MutLalpha complex
Molecular function (GO): ATP-dependent DNA damage sensor activity; ATP binding; ATP hydrolysis activity
Source: RefSeq, a predicted model, not a curated record